This is a messenger RNA of Fimicolochytrium jonesii, 1839 nucleotides long. RefSeq lists its product as uncharacterized. The transcript has 3 exons. Gene Ontology annotation, molecular function: protein binding. Lineage: Eukaryota; Fungi; Chytridiomycota; Chytridiomycetes; Spizellomycetales; Powellomycetaceae. The record is from RefSeq and is a predicted model, not a curated record. The coding region runs from base 200 to 1672 and encodes 490 amino acids.
GGAGUUGGACGACGCGAAAAACGACGUUUUGCUGUCAAUCACGUCUCGCACGCCAGCGCACGGCCUUCCUCCAACUCCAACUUCCGCAUGCCGUUUUCAAGUCUGCGUUCCGUUCCAUUCAACGUCCAUAGUUUACAGCGGCUCCCGAGCAAUACAGCAACGGCGCACACGUAGCCCCUUGCGCAACACGUCGACAACCAUGGCAGGCGCCUCCCCCUUGAAAACUGGCAACGGCGCGCAACGCAAACGCGGCCGGCCCCUCAAAGCCCCCAUAGACGACGACUCCGUGGUCAUUUCCGACUCCAGCGACUCCGACACCUCCCCUCGUCCCGCCAAAAAGCUCUCCCAACCCCUCCCCACCCGCCGCAAACUCGCCCCUACCUCCACCACCCGGUCUAAAUCCACCACCAAUGUCGACGAUUUCUUCGAUAUGGGCAAAAAAGGGUCGGUGGGGACUAUCCGCGCGACGAUGAAUGUGCAGAGACGUCAGCCGGUGAGGAGGAAUGGGAGUGGGUCGAGUAAUGAGUCGGCUACAACUGCGGGGUCGCAGAUGGGGAUAGGGGAGGCUGUGCUGGGGUCGCUGGGUGCGCGAGGGGAGUUUGGGAGGGUGGGGAGUUUUGGGCCGGAUAAGGUGGCGGCAUUGGAUUAUGCGUUGUCGGAUAGUGAGGAUGAGGAGGAGAGGUUGGUUUUUAUGGUUGUUUCCUGGUGUGGUAGGACGUGUGGGCCUAUGACGCUGACAUCUCUCGAUUUAUUCAGUGGAAGGCAAGCGAAAAGAGGGAAGAAACCGGUCGAGAAGACGCCACCCGUAGAACGAGAACCAUCUCUCUCACCGCCUCCAUCACCGCCGCCAGAGGUCCCGGAAGACGUGAUCAUGUCCCUAUACGUGAGAAGCCAAGAACUCAAACGAACAUGCAACGAGCUCCGCGCACCCGAAAUCCUCGAAUACGAAAGCACAUCCCUCUCCACACUCGACCCCGCCCUGAUGGAUCUCGCAAACCCGUUCACAUCAUCGUCCUCAUCCUCCGAUUUCCAGGAUUCACGGCCGAUUACGAUCCGGGUUGAGCGGAAACGAUACCCGGCCGUGCCUGAUGCGGAGUUUAUCAAGCCUCUGAAGUUGCGGUUACGACGGGACCAGCCCUUCGACCACCUCAUGGCCGCCGUCUGCAACCAAUGGUCCCUCGACAGACAGCGAACCGUCUUUCUAUGCCGUAACGCGGCGCUGUUCAAAUAUGGCACGCCCGCCGCGCUCGACAUGGACGACGACUCUGUGCUUGACGUCUACAACAAGCCCGAGUAUGAUGCGUUCAGGCUCGCGUCCAAUGCGCCGUCGCCGCCUCGAACACAUGCCGAUUUCUCGACGGGGCCCUCAUCACAUUGCGGCGGUGCGUCGUCGUCCGCACAAGCCCCCGGACCAACCCACGCCCCCAUAGAGCCCACCGACCCCCUCGUCGCCAUCAAAAUCACACACAACACCACCGCCCCGCUGAAAUUGAAAGCGAAGCUCUCGGCGACGGUGGACGAGGUCAUUGACGCGUUUGUGAAGGCGAGGCAUGGGCCCCCGGCCGGUACGAGUUUUAGGAUGAUGUUUGAGGGGGAGAUGUUGGGUGGCGGGGCGACGUUGGAGGGGUUGGGGUUGGAGGAUGAGGAUGUGGUUGAGAUUCAUGCGCGGUAGGGAUGUGCUACGGAGGAGGAGGGGUCGCUGAACGUUGGGCCGGGGCUAUACAAGUUAUAUAGGGGGCAGGUCGGCUGAGGAAAGUUGACAUGAACACCAACACUCCUUUCCCAGAUUGGAAUCCAUGUAAAUAUCAAAGUGCUCAAUGCAACGUGUUUUGGAACAUG